AGCGAGCCUCAGUUAUCCCGCGUUUAUCCGCGUAAACUAGAGCGCUCAUAGUGCGCUCGGUGAUUUUUUUGGAGUUAACUCGGCGGACGAAGGAGGUGACGAGCAAGGAAAGACUCGAGGAUCGCGAUCCAGAUAGGACUCGCGACCUGGAAGUCCUUCCUGAGUCCAUGCGGAAGCACGUGGCUUAAGGUCAAGCACGACGAGGCGGAAGUAACAAUCGGCUGGAACUCCGUAUUAAUGCAGUCUCCGAGCGUCACAACGAAAUCUAUACCCAGUUAAAUUGCAAUUGCGUAAUCAUCUCAGGUGCCUGUGGUACACUCGACAAUUACUAAGGAAAUGUGCAGUCGGAGGGAUGAGCAAAGAUUGUGGAAUUUGCGGGAUUUAUCCCCGAUGGCUACGAGAUCGUGCUACCCCGAAAAAUUUCAUCGCUGUGUAUGGCCUCCUUGGCACCGUGCAGGCGAUGGCUUUUAUUUACAUCGUUGUCACCCUUACGACCUUGGAAAAGAGAUUUAAAAUACCUAGUCGUACAACUGGAAUAAUCCUUUCCGGCAAUGAGAUCUCUCAAAUUUUAUCCUUGAUAUUAACCUAUUAUGGAGGUUCUGGUCACCGUCCAAGAUGGAUCGCAAUUGGUGUCGGUCUUAGUGCUUUAUCGUGCCUAGUCCUCGCACUUCCACACUUCCUAUACGGGCCAGGGCGAGAUGCUCUGGCAUUAACGAAGGAAUACCUUGACCAAACUCUGUUGAAUGCCACCACAGUGCCCCAAGAUCUGGCAAUUUGUCCACGUGUCAUCAAACCGGAUCGUUGCGACGAGGAAGCGCUGUUGGACGUUAGCAUUCUUCCACGACUCUUGGUUUUCCUUUCUCAGUUUAUCCUUGGAAUUGGUACAACUCUUUAUUACGGUCUUGGCCAGACGUACCUGGACGAUAAUACCAAAAAGAAAAAUACUCCAAUGCUUCUAGGUUUUACUUUUGCUCUGAGAACUAUUGGACCAGCAAUAGGCUUCCUGCUGGGCUAUGGUUGUCUCAGUUUGUACAUAGAUCCUAGUCUACAUCCUGUGAUUACAAAAAAGGAUCCUCGAUGGUUAGGUGCAUGGUGGCUCGGUUGGAUUAUUUUAGGUGCCACUAUGGGCAUGUUUUCUAUUCUUAUAGCUAUGUUUCCACGAAAUUUACCGGCUGAAAAGAAUAUUGCACUCGACACUGCCAGAAAGGAUGGUAGUAUUCCAUUGAAAUUGCACCUAACUGUGCAGGAACAAUAUAUGAAACCGAUGGAGCCAAGAAAAUCUUUAGAAACUGAAUACAUUCCAACUAUGCGCGAAUUUCCGAAGGCAAUGAAGAGGUUAUUGACAAAUUGGCUGUUGACUUUCAAUAAUUUAAGCGGAGUGUUCUACGUAUUAGGUGCAUCGGCGUAUAUAACAUUUUUGGCGAAAUAUCUUGAGGUUCAAUAUAGCACAUCCGCUGCUGGUGGUACCGUAAUUGCAGGUCCGAUAUCGCUCGUUGGAAUGGUACUAGGAUUUCUGCUUUCUGGAUUAAUAAUCAGCAAAUUUAAACCUGGCCCUAGACCACUGCUAGCGUGGAAUGUAUUCGUCGGCAUUUGUUUUGUUGCUGGUCAAGUAUUAUUUAUAUUUCUUGGUUGUUCCGAUAUCGGCAUCGAAGGCCUCAACUUAGAAACUAUGCAAAUGAAUCUAACAUUCAAUUGCAACGCCGACUGCAACUGCAACGGCGUGAAAUAUUCUCCGGUUUGUCACGUGGCAUCCAAAACAACAUUCUUCUCUGCUUGCCACGCUGGUUGUCGAACAAUAAUCAACGACAAAGAAUUUGGAAAUUGCAGCUGCCUCCCGUUACUAAACACGCUAAAUUUUGAAAGCCAUUUCGGUUAUACCACUGAUGAUGUUUCGAGGGAUCAAUCGAUCUACGUGAACGACUCGCACGUGAUGAAUUUCGACAAAGUCAGAGCUGGUCCAUGCACGAACGAUUGCAGCGGCCCUUACCUCCUUUUCAUGAUUCUCACUUGUGUUAUACAAACGUUGGCGUGUUCCGGAAAAAUUAGCAACGUCCUGGUAAAUUACCGCAGCGUCGAGAAAAAGGAUAAAAGCUUCGCGCAGGGUGUUACGCUGAUGAUUAUUUCCUUGUUUGCGUUAAUACCUGGACCAAUUAUUUACGGAGCCAUUAUUGACUCAACUUGCUUGAUCUGGGAGGAGUCCUGCGGAACCAGAGGAAACUGCUGGUUCCAUCAUGGAAAGAACUUCCGGUAUUUAGUUAACAUAACGUCAGCAGGAUUCUCCGUGAUAGGAGUGUUGUUCGAUGUAGCGGUCUGUUAUCUUGGGAAAAAUUUGGAUCUGUACGGCGCCCAAGAAAACGACAGACGUCGCGAAUUUAUUAAGGAAGAUGACACGCCACAAACUGCCGACGGCGAGAAGAAGAAGAAGGAAAUGAACGGAAAUGUAAAUUAAAUGACAGGAAAUUAUCGUUUCUGCCAAUUAUACGUGAAAAUGUUCCAUGUGAAAUUUUAAACUUUAUUUGUUGUUACAGAGGCUACAAAAAGUAUUCGUAUCCAUAUUUUUGAUGAAAAUUUUCUCUU
Messenger RNA from Frieseomelitta varia, 2577 nucleotides. It is a transcript of the gene Oatp33Ea, whose product is annotated as solute carrier organic anion transporter family member 74D. Gene Ontology annotation, biological process: transmembrane transport; sodium-independent organic anion transport. Lineage: Eukaryota; Metazoa; Arthropoda; Insecta; Hymenoptera; Apidae. The record is from RefSeq and is a predicted model, not a curated record. Gene Ontology annotation, molecular function: protein binding. Bases 353 to 2449 code for a protein of 698 amino acids. Gene Ontology annotation, cellular component: membrane. The transcript is spliced from 9 exons.